CCCACAUUUCGAUUAUCAAUCAUUCAAUAUGGCGGCCUUUUAUAGUCGCAACCAAUGUUGACACAGUACACUUUUAGCCGACAUAGAUUGUUUUGCUUUAUCUAACACAUACGAGAUGCCAUAUUAUAAGUAAAAAAUUAUGUCAACAUAUAUCAUGAAGUUAAUAAUACAGCUCAGUAGUUUGGGUCGUACGGCAUGAAGAAGUAUCGGGGUCCAUGCACUUUUCGUCCAGCUAAGCUAGCCUACGCUUUUCAAAAUCCUGUGUUUUGGUUUUGAAUGUUGCAGAUUCUAGUACUGUCUACUCGUGUGCUAAUUGGCUGUUCAAGUAAUUUGUGUAGAUUUUUACCAAUACGUAAAUAAAAAGUAAAUAUUCAUUUAACAUGGCUGAUACUAGGCGACGAGUAAAGCUUUAUAUGUUAAAUGAAGAUCGACAGUGGGAUGACAGAGGUACAGGACAUGUCUCAUCAGCUUAUGUGGAAAGACUGAGAGGAAUGUCCUUACUUGUACGAUCAGAGACAGAUGGAUCUAUUCUACUUGAGUCUAAAAUACAACAAGAUACGGCUUACCAAAAGCAACAGGAAACACUUAUAGUCUGGUCUGAGGCAGACAAUUAUGAUCUUGCACUCAGUUUUCAAGAAAAAGCUGGUUGUGAUGAAAUAUGGGAGAAAAUAUGUCAGGUUCAAGGAAAAGAUCCAAGUGUUGAUAUAACACAGGAUGUUGUUGAGGAGUCUGAAGAUGAAAGAUUUGAUGAUAUGCCAGAUGCUGCUCCACCAAUAGAACUUCCUCCUUGUGAAACGAGUAAACUUGAAGAAAUAGCUGAGCUAUUUUCAUCUGUCUUGCCAUCUCCCAUCCGACGGGAAAAACUUGCAGUGGCAAUAGAAGCUGAGAGUUAUAUUCGCAAACUUGUGGAUUUAUUUCAUAUGUGUGAAGAUUUGGAAAACAUUGAUGGACUUCAUCAUUUGUAUGAAAUUUUCAAAAGUAUAUUCCUACUCAACAAAAAUGCUUUGUUUGAGAUCAUGUUUUCGGAUGAUAUUAUAUUUGACAUUAUUGGUAUCCUGGAGUAUGAUCCAACGUCACCCACACCGACCAAACACAGGGAAUAUUUACGAAACACAGCCAAGUUUAAAGAGGUUGUACCUAUGACCAAUUCAGAACUGGAGACCAAAAUUCACCAAACAUACAGAGUACAGUACAUUCAGGAUGUCAUAUUACCCACACCAUCUGUAUUUGAAGAAAACAUGCUUUCAUCUCUUUCUUCGUUUAUUUUCUUUAACAAAGUGGAAAUAGUCAGUAUGAUUCAGGAUGAUGUCAAAUUUCUAACAACAUUGUUUGCUCAACUGACUGGUGAAGAAACAGAUGACAACCACAGAAGAGAUUUGGUUUUAUUCCUCAAAGAAUUUUGUACAUUUUCUCAAACAUUGCAGCAGCCAAAUAGAGAGUCUUUUUAUAAGACAUUAUCAAAUUUGGGAAUCUUGUCUUCAAUUGAAAUUAUUCUGGGAUUAGAUGAUGAAAAAAUGAAAUUGGCUGCUAUUGACAUCUUUUCAUACAUUGUUGAAUUUAGUCCGUCCAUGGUUCGUGAAUUUAUUCUACAUGAAAGUAUAAGUGUUGAUGAUGAGGAUCUUUUAAUCAACUUAGUCAUUGAGCAGAUGAUCAAUGACACAGAUCCAGAAUUAGGAGGAGCAGUGCAGUUAAUAGGAAUCUUGCGUCUUCUUCUGGAUCCAGAAAACAUGCUGGCUACAGCUAGUAAAACUGAAAAAUCUGAGUUCUUAAGUUUUUUCUACAAACACAGUAUGCAUGUGCUAACAGCACCUUUAUUUGCAAACACAGCAGAUAAUAAACCAAGCAGGGAUGACUACCAAAGUGCACAGCUUUUGGGACUUAUUUUGGAAUUGCUUACAUUCUGUGUGGAGCACCAUACUUACCACAUAAAAAACUACAUUAUUACAAAAGAUGUUUUGCGAAGAGUGCUAGUGCUAUUAAAAUCCAGGCACUCUUUCCUUGUUCUAUGUGCCUUAAGAUUUUGUCGGAAGAUAAUAGGAUUGAAAGAAGAAUUUUACAAUAGAUACAUCAUAAAAGAAAAUCUAUUUAGACCAAUAGUGGAUGCUUUUCUUGCAAAUGGGGAUCGUUAUAAUCUGAUAAAUUCGGCUAUGAUUGAGCUUUUUGAAUUUAUCAAAGUUGAGGACAUCAAGUCAUUAAGCACAUACAUUGUAGAGACUUUCCAGAAAGAUUUAGAAGGAAUUAAAUAUGUCAAAACUUUUGAAACAUUAAAGAUUCGAUAUGACCAACAAAGGGACAGAAGUCGAGAUAAACAUUCGUUUGAAAGCUCACUUAAAAAAGUUUCACCAAUUAAACUGAAAAAAACCUCAGGGAAGAGAAAGUGGUCAGAUUUUCAGGUGUUGCCAGAAAUAGAAGACGCUGAUGAAGAAAAUAGUGAUCGUCAUGCAGCCUCAAUAGUACGCAAUAAUAGAUUCCGAAGAGAUGCUAGAGCACCAGAUGAAGAUGAAGAGAUGUGGUUUAGCCAAGAUGAUGAGAAUGAGGAAAAUGAUAGCACACCUCAGGUUUCAGAACUUCUUAAGAACAAAAUAGACUCCGACCUAGAGCAUAUACAUAAACUUUGGGAGAAUAAGAAAACCAAAGACAACCAACUUGAUGUAGAAACACCUCCUAGGCUGCUAAGUGGUACAAAGUCAGCUAUAAACAUCAGUAUCAAGACAGGCAGCAACUCCUCCCUUUCUUCUUUAUUAAGUAUGCCAGAUAGUCCAGGCUCACCAGGAGGGUCACCGCCUGCACCAAACUCACCUGAGUCACCAUGUAGCCCUCCCACGUCGCCUCAUUCACCAGGUCGGCUUUGUCCGACGCCUCAUGUAUCUCCUGUCAGUGUGCAUGCCAGUAAAGGAUCUACUGGGUCCAACGCUGGUUCCUUGACUGCUAUAACCACUACUAGCACUACCACCACAGCAUCCAGAAUCACAGAUAGUCCGCCUUCUAAUAAUGUAGUCACAACAAAAGCACCUGGUCUUAAAGGUUUGGUUGAUUACCCAGAUGAGGAUUCAGAGGAAGAGGAGGAGGAUGAAGAAGAGGAUGUGAUAGCACCAUCUCCGAAACGACCCAGAGUGGGAACAUAACAUUUAUACAAACAUUUUUCAUUAGUGUGGUCCUUAACUGUUUUGUUAAUGAAACAAAGUUUUUUUUUUUGGUCUAUGUUACUUCCAUCUGAACUUUACGACAACCAUCAAAAAAAAAAGUGCAUGAAACAGUGCUGUCAAAAUUGUUUCAUCCAGAAAUGCAGUGUGUUCCUUUUUUUUUUUUAAGUUGGUUUUUCACAGAUAUCUCAUUUCUGUGUUCAUUUAACUUUGCUCUGUGUGUAGAAUCAUUCGCGUUUGAUUGAAAUAUCUGCUUACUUGAAGUUAAUGUGAAUGAAAAGCUAAACCCUAACUACAAAGAUCAAAACGAAACUUAAAAUUCUGUUUGCAAACCAACUUAUUUAGUGAAUGUACAAACAAGAGGUUCAUACCUGUCUCCAAAUACAAACACACCCAAUUGUAAUUUAAAGUUGGUUAAUAUUUUUGGCAGGUUUUGAAAAAACAAUUCAUUUUGAACUUUGACAUUUUAUUUAGAUACACUUUGUAUUGUUGUUCUAAGUUUUUGAGUCAUAUACUGCUCAAAUGUAUUUUAAAAAAUCAUUUUUAACUUUGCUGAUAGAAUUCAAUCAUUGACAAGUUAUUUUCUUUGUCUGCUUCACAUGUCACAGUCCUGUUUUGUUCAGUUUUAUCAUGCGUUGUAUUUGUUUCAAAGUUCAGCUCUCUCCAAAAACUGAGGUUGUUUUUUUUUUAAAUUCCUAAACUAUGUUCCUUAAACUAAGUCUCAGUAAAUAGUCAACAAUUGUAUUAUUUAGUUUUAGUGAUUAGGUGAAAUACUCAAUUGAGUAUGAAUAAGAAAGUUCAAAGCCUAUUCUCACACUUGACUUGUACUUCAUAAUGAAUGUUCACAUUGAAUUUAUUAGUGCUGUGCAGUGUUUUUUUUUUUUUUUUUGUUUUUUUUUUAUAGUUGUAAAAAUGAACUUAAUUUAUUUUUAAUGUUAUUGUUUAUGGGAUGAUCAUCUCCAUUGCGUUAUUCUUGUUACUGUGAAAGGAGAUGUGAAUGUCCAGGGGAGAAGGACUUUUUUCUUUACAUUGCAUUAGGAAACAGGUGUAAACCUGCAGUUUGUGCUCAAAUUCAUCUCUGAUAUGAGGAGCUCUUCCCAUCCAAAGCCAAAGUUUUUUUUAUACUAGAACAGAAAAAAUAGUUGAUGCUAGUUUUUGUUAGCUUGUUGACAAGGUGAUUUGACAUUGAGUUAGUUAACUAGUAAACACAAUGGAACAUUCUAUGAAAGAUAUUGUAUUCAUUUAUUUAUUGUACAGUGGCAACAGUUUCUAUGAAGAAAAAAAAAAAGAAUUCCAUAGUCUGCAAAAGAAAAAUUAUUUUAAAAAUUGGCAGUGUUAUUAAUUUAUAUAUAAUUGCUGUAUUUUUUUUUAAUAAACACCUAAUAUGUAUUGGAUUCAGUUAUAUAGUAAUGAUUCACAUGUUAGACGUUUCUAUUCAUCCUAUGAACUUAAGCAAUGUGUAUCUAAAAUUAUGCUGUCAGUUGAUUGUGAUCUUUCUCCCUUCCCCUCCCAAUCCCCACUACCUCCUUUGGCCAAGUCUUGUUGGACUGAAAUUGUAUAAAGAACUCCUGACCUGCUGGUUAUGCUCAGCCAUGGAAAAAAAAAAGUGUAAGGGUAUCUUGUUAUGCAAAUAACACAAUGCAGUGUAUAUCAGCAUUGUGUUUGUGAGUGUGUUUUAAUACUCUAUUUGCACAUCCAACACAAGACAGUUAUUGUUUCUUUUUGCUGACAUUUGAUGUUUGUUUUGGUUUCUUUUUAGUGGUAGUUACUCUCUGUAAGAUUUCUCAAACAGGAAGAGCAAACUGUGUUUUAAACUAGUGACAUGAGGUUUUGUUUGUUUUGACCUGACACAUUCACAGAGCUAAAUAAAGUACACAAGACUGCUGGAGUUCAAUCAAUAGCUUCCCAAUCCAAGCCCAACAAUACAUUUGUUUUCAUCCUUUUAUCACUAAGCAUUACAUGUUUUAAGUGUUUUGUCAGGCUGGUUUCAACCAUGCUCAUGUGACUUCAAACCACCUUUCAAAGGAGUAGGACUUGUGAUAUGAGCCAAUGUUUGUACUUUGACUUCUUCUGUCCAGAAACAUGUACAUCAGUUUUGUUUUCUAGUUGACUAAACAAUGAUUGCUUGUCUUGUGUAAUUAAGAUAGGAACAUUCUGUGACAAUUGUAGUGCAUAUUCGUUUUUGUUUUAAUGUAUUUUUGUAGUCUGUUAAAAAAAGAUGUUAGCAAAAGACUAUUGAACAUUACUGAUGAUUGAAGCAGCCAUAUUUCUCAGAUUGACCCAUUGAAUGGCUUGGUCAUUAGAUAAAAAGAUCUCAUUUUGACUUGCAUUUCAAGAGAGCAUACCAUAGGAAAAUGUAAAUAUGAAAAUAUUUCUAGAUUGUUACUUUUAAUAAAAGUGAAAAAGCAUUAAACGAAUCAGAGUUGCAGUGUUAAUGGUCUUAGUAACAGAUGUGUGAGUGUGUGUGUGUUUGUGCUGGAAUGAGCUGUUACUUGUAGAUUUGUAUCAUAAAUAGACAAUCCUUGUUCCAUGCAGAGUAGGUUGUCAGAAGUCUGAUUGUAUUACUAGAGUCAAGGUUGGUGGAUGUCUGAUGAAGCAGCCUAUGUGCUACAUGUGUUUGAGUUCUAUUUUACUUGGAAGUUGAGGGUAUACACAAAAACAACUCAUGUUACUAUGUUAGAUAAAAGAGAUGUAAGAAUGAUGAGUACAUGACUUGUCUUAUUUAAAACAUGUUAUUUGUUUGUUUUUUAUCAUACAAACAGCCAUUGAAAUUCUGUUCUAUCAUUCUUUAUAUGAACAGUGGAAUGAACUUGUGUUUUUGACAAAUUUUAAACUAUCCAACGUGUAUGAAAUUGUGCAAGUCAGUUGUGUAUAAAGAUCUGUUGUAAUAAAUGGUCUCUUUAUCA
Biomphalaria glabrata is the source of this 6049-nucleotide messenger RNA. RefSeq names its product serine/threonine-protein phosphatase 4 regulatory subunit 3A-like. The record is from RefSeq and is a predicted model, not a curated record. Bases 381 to 3125 code for a protein of 914 amino acids. Gene Ontology annotation, molecular function: protein phosphatase activator activity. Gene Ontology annotation, cellular component: nucleoplasm; protein phosphatase 4 complex. The transcript has 18 exons. Gene Ontology annotation, biological process: DNA damage response; protein dephosphorylation. Lineage: Eukaryota; Metazoa; Mollusca; Gastropoda; Planorbidae.